CGAGAAAGCAGACCUGUGCAAAUGAUGUGUCAGAACAGCACCUUCAGCGUGGCAGUGGUGGCUGCAGAGGAAAUGAAGAACCUGGAGCGCGGGGAGCUGAGCAUGUUGGUGCUGCUGCCUGAUGAUGUCUCUGGCCUGGAGCAGCUUGAGAACAAAAUCAGCUUCGAAAAACUUGCGGAGUGGACCAGUCCCAAUGUGAUGGAAAAGAAGAGAGUGAAAGUGUACCUCCCACGCAUGAAGAUUGAGGAAAAAUAUAACCUCACAUCUGUCUUAGUGGCCUUGGGUAUGACCGACCUGUUCAGCCCUUCGGCCAAUCUCUCUGGCAUCUCUUCAGCAAAGAGCCUGAAGAUGUCUGCGGCCAUCCAUCAGGCGUACAUGGAAGUCAAUGAAGAGGGCACUGAGAUGGCUGGCUUAGCAGGGAUGAUGGGAGACACUAAACAUUCUUCUGAAUUCGAAGAAUUUAGGGCUGACCACCCUUUUCUUUUCUUGAUCAAACACAACCCAACCAACAGCAUCCUCUUCUUUGGUAGAUAUUAUUCCCCCUAA
Messenger RNA from Tauraco erythrolophus (red-crested turaco), 546 nucleotides. The record is from RefSeq and is a predicted model, not a curated record. NCBI's taxonomy places the organism in Eukaryota, Metazoa, Chordata, Aves, Musophagiformes, Musophagidae.